Molecule: messenger RNA, 277 nt
Organism: Cladocopium goreaui
Lineage: Eukaryota; Dinophyceae; Suessiales; Symbiodiniaceae
Source: the annotation of a GenBank genome assembly
GAGAUGCGCCAAGAGCGCCGGGACGCAGUUCCACCGCAAAGGGAUAACUUCUGAGAAAUGGAGAGAGCCAACAGAGAAAGAUCUGCGAGCCGACAGCACGGCCGUGAUCGUCCACGAGAAAGAUCAACUUGCCGCGGAUCAACUCCGCCUUGGAGAGAAGAACGCCGUGGACGCCAACGUUCUGCAACUCUUCAAGAGCGAAGAACACCCAGCAGAACUGAUGACAAUCCUCAGCAGAACCGAUCUCACGGUCAAGGAAAAGGGGCACACUGGUUGA